Molecule: messenger RNA, 1815 nt
Organism: Vespa crabro (European hornet)
Lineage: Eukaryota; Metazoa; Arthropoda; Insecta; Hymenoptera; Vespidae
Exons: 6
Coding region: 1-1815 (604 amino acids)
Molecular function (GO): nucleic acid binding; zinc ion binding; catalytic activity
Source: RefSeq, a predicted model, not a curated record
AUGAAGUUGGCUAUUGCAAGACGACCAAAUGGAGCGAGGAAACUCGACCGAGUUUCUCAGAGCCCUUGGGGAAAUUCUGCAACUGAGUCCGGCGCAAGUAAGAGAGUAGCCACAAGCCCGCCGCAGUUGCCUGAUGAAAGACUCAAAAAACCAAGGCAAGAGGCGACGUCGACCGAUGACAUCAUGUGGUCGGAGGUCGCCAAUAAGAGGAGAAACAAGGAGAAAUCAGCUAAGAAGCCAACGAAACACCCACAGGAGGAAGAAAAGGAGCCGAGCAAAUCGGAAGACAGGCCGAGAAAAAGAACGAGGCCGGGCGCGAUCCUCCUGAAACCUGCGAAUGGAAAAUCAUACGUAGACGUAGUCGGAGAUAUUCACCAGUGCUUUAAGACGACCGCCGCACGGGUAGAUGCUAGAUCGGUCCGGCAGACUAGAACCGGCGGAGUUCUCCUCGAACUCAAAAGGACCAUUGCGGAUAUCAGGGCCUCAUUAGCUGAAACCCUGAGGAAAGUAGUAGGAGAAACGAGCAGCAUCACGGAACUAGUUCCUAGAGCUACGCUCGAGAUACGGGACUGCGAUUGUUGCACAUUUGUGGUGGAAGUCAAGGAGGCCCUAAAGAGGACCCUGCCAGACUACGCGGGAAAAUUAGAGGUGAAAUCGACGAACCCCAACGCGAGACAACAACACCUAGCCCUCGUCAGACUAAAAGAGGAAGCAGCUGGGAAGCUUUUAAAGGCCGGCAGAGUGCUGGUCGGUUUCGUCAGCUGCAGGGUUAGGCGAAGAACGGAAGUGAGUCGAUGCUACCGCUGUCUGGACUACGGUCACUAUAGCGCCUCGAGAAAGUGCCCUGAUAGCAGCAAGUAUUGUCAUUUCUGCGAUAGCACAGGUCACAAGAUCAAAGACUGCAAAGUCAGCGAGCCUACGUGUUUCUUGUGCUCCAAUAGCGAGGAUGAUCCUAAGAAGCACCUUGCGGGAUCAAAGGCCUGUAAAGCUUUCCAGGAGGCGCAUGCAACAGCCAACAAGAGGAAGACAAGCGAACAGUACCGGGACAGAGCAGGAAUAGGAUGGUACGCAGACGAAUUGGGCACCGCGGGCAUCUGGAUCCCAGAUCCCCGACAAAUUCAUGUGUCGGAUCAAGGAUCCGGACGCGGUUACGUUUGGGUGAGACAUAAAUCGGCGACAUAUGUGAGCGUAUACCUCACCCCGAACGACCGGAUAGACGACUUCCAGACCAAAUUAGACGAUCUGGAAGACGCACUGAGGGAAAGGCAAGGGGAUCUCAUCGUGGCAGGUGACCUCAACGCCAAAGCACUCGAAUGGGAGAGACGAGGCUUGACAUCAACCUUCGAUUGGCCUGGCUACAGAGAAACAAUUCCGGACGUCUCUCUAGCCAAUGAACAACUGGUGGCAAGAGUCGCAGGCUGGCAGGUAAAUGAGGAUUAUACCGGGAGCGACCAUCAGUACAUCCUCUUCGAUAUACACGAUAGGAGGCCAGCCGUGACAACUCCACUGGCCAAAGACGAAAAAAAGUGGCAAAGGCGUCCUGCAUACUGGUGGACAAACGAGAUCGCAGAUCUACGUAAGAAGUGCUUAAGUCUCCGCCGUGUAGCUCAACGAGCGAAGAGACGCGACCUCGACGCUGCUCCCUUGGCUGCAGAGUAUCAGGCAGCCAAAAAAAGCUCUCAAGAGGGCCAUCAAGGCAAGGAAACGUCGGUGCUGGAAGGAGCUGUUCUUGGAAAUCGAUCAAAAUUCGUGAGGAUUAUGGUUUCAGAUCGUCACAACCGAAGAGAGAGAUUAGCACGGCAGCUCCUGGCAUGA